This is a messenger RNA of Closterium sp. Naga37s-1, 6606 nucleotides long. Lineage: Eukaryota; Viridiplantae; Streptophyta; Zygnematophyceae; Desmidiales; Closteriaceae. The record is from the annotation of a GenBank genome assembly.
AUGGCGAAUGACGUCACCACAACAAGUGAUGCUAAUGGCUCCACCACGGAGCGGCAUGCUGGCCCGCCGUUACUGCUAGCGUCUACUAUCGCCGCGCUAGGAGGCCUCGGUCUGCCGCCCGACUUGGGUGGACUCCUUACCCGCCUCGCGGAGACAGACUGCGGUGCUGCCGGCGGGGAUGCUGAUUCCGCGGAAUGGGCGGAGCGGAAGGCUCUGGGGGAGGAGAUUGGAAGUCGGUGCGGGGAUGGGGCGGAGCAGCUGCUCGCGCAGCAGGUGAUCGGAGGCCACCGGAAAGGGCAGGCGCGCGGGGAAGAGGGGUUGGCGGAGCGGAAAACGCCCAUUUUCCGCGUGGCCCCUCUGACGGGGCUAGUGCCUGCACACUUGCGCGAGCACCGGGGAUGGCGGAGGCGUGGGGGAAGAGCGAAGGGGGAGGGGCGGUGGGCGGCGGAGAGGGCGAGUGAGGAGGAGAGCGUGGUGGCGGUGGGGGAGGCGGGGCUGAGGCGACUGGGGAUGUGCGCUGGGGACAUGGUGAGGGGGAUGGGGGACGUGGUGGCGGUGGCGCUGCUGCCGUCCGCGCCAGGCGCACUGGCCGCCCAAGUCAUGCCCGCGCGCCUGCUGCUGUGGCGAGAAGGGGCGCGGACGGGCAGUGCCGGCAGGCGAGGCAGCAGCCGCAGGAGUAGGAGUGGGGCUGGCGGGGGCACGGCGUGGGUGUCGCCGCUGCUGGGGUUCAACCUGGGCCUGCCGGGGGGAGUCAUGGGCGGGUGGGAGCGCAGUGAGGGGGCGGAGGGGAACGAUGAGCAGGGCGAGUCUGCGGACGAGGAGGGGAGUGAAAAAGAGGAGGAGGAGGAGGAGGAAGAGGAGGGGGAGGAGGAGGAGGAGGAGGAGAGGCAGGGAACGUUUAGGGCAGGGCGGGCAGCAUGGGCGGGCAUCCGCGUGCUCAUUCUGCCCCUCCCGGCCCUGCCCUUGCUCGAGGCCUCCCCCAUGCAGCCCCCCCUGGCAGCGGAUGCGGAUGGGCGCACGGCGGGAGGGCAGAUGGCCGUGCGCGUGGGCGUGGCCAGUGUGGUGCGCCUUGCCCCCGUGCGCUGCCCCUCCGCCCUCCCCCCCUGGCACGCUGUAGGGGGAAGGGGAGGAAGGGGGGAGGGAGGGCGGGGGGGAGAGAAGGGAGAUGGCAGUGGGGCGGUGGGAGGGGGGAUGGGGAGGAGAGGGAGGGGGAAGGAGGGGCAUGCAUGGGCCAAUAGGCAUGUGCCACGUCAUGAGGAGAGAGAGGGGAGGCAGGAUGGGGAGGAGCAACGCGAGCAUGCGGGCAUGGGUGGGGAGGAAGGGUCAGAGGAGGAAGGGGAGGGGGACGAGGAGGAGGAGGAGGAGGAGAGGGCGUGGGAGAGGGAGGCGAGGCAGAGGGAGGUGGACGAGGGGGUGCGGCGGGCUGUGGUGCGGCAGCGGUUCGUUGCGGUGGGCGCGUGCUUCCUCACGGUGCUGGGCGGUCGAGAGAGCGUGGCUCGCAUGGUACGGUCUGUUAUGGUGGGUCGAGGGGCAAGGAGAGGAAGGGGGGGCGGACGGGAGGAGGAGGAAUGGGGAACAGAAGAGCAGGAGGAGGAGGAGGAGGAGGAGGAGGAGGAGGAGGAGGAGGAGGAGGAGGAGGAGGAGGAGAAGGAGGAGGAGGAGGGGGAGGAGGAGGAGGAGGGGGAGGAGGGGGAGGAGGAGGAGGAGGAGGAGGGGGAGGAGAGGGAGGCACGGGUGGUGUAUCUGAGGGUGAUAGCAGUGCAUCCCCCCGGCAGCACCAUCUACGCCAUCCACCCCCACUCCACCCACCUCCUCCUCUCCGCCUCCCUGCCCUCGCCCCUGCCACCUGUCGCGCUGCGAUUCGCCGGGGAUCUAGCAGGGUAUCCCCCGCUGCCCGAGGCUGGGCGGCUGGUUCGGGUGCUGGCUCCGGCGCUGCUGCCCGUGGGGUGGGGGAGGGAGGGCGGGGAGGGCGGCGGAGGGAGCAGUGUGGUGGGGGGCAUGGCGCCAUCCGCGUUCAGCUGCGCACUGCUGCUCGUUGGGCCCUCUGGAGUCGGGCGGCGAACAGCAGUGCGGGCGGCGUGCCAGCGCAUGGGCGUGCACUGCGUGGAGUACAGCAGUGCCGACCUCGCUGCCUCCUCCAAUGAAAGCGCGACAGCUGGCGCUCUGCAAGCCGCCUUUGAAACAGCGAGCCGCUACUCGCCAGCAGUGCUGCUGCUGCGCCGCUUCUCCGCCCUCCUCACGCCCUCAGACGCCCCCGACGCCUCUUCCUCCGCCGCGCUGUCUCUGCUCGCCCACACGCUGCGCAGCUGCAUCCGCUCCUUCUCCUGCCCCCAUGGGCCUUCCAGUGCAGCCCCACCCCCCUUGCACACCGCACCAGCCGCAGCUGUAGCAGGAGGGGGAGGUGGAGGGGGAGGGGGGGCGGCGGUGGUGGUGGUGGCGUGUGUGGAGGAGGGGGAGGCGGAGGGCAUGGGCGUGGCGGUGAGGAGGUGCUUCACUCACGAGCUCGCUGUGGGGCCACCGGAUGAGACGCACCGCCACCACCUGCUGCGCUUCUUCCUCAAGAGCCCUCCGUCCAGCGCUACAGCCGGAGGCGAGGAGGAGGACGUGGCGGCGGCUGUAGCGCGGGAGACGGCGGGGCUGCUGCCGCGCGACCUCAGGGCGCUGGCCGCCGACGCUGCUGCCGCCGCCAUCCGCCGCUCGCUGCCCCCCGGGGGAGCUGCCGUGCAGACGGCUGUGGGCAGUGCAGGCGUGGCAGAGGGUCGGGGUGGGGAGGAUGGCAGUGCGGAGACGAGCAGCGGAUGCGAGGGGGAGGGGAAGGCAGAGGGGGGACUGGGGAAGGCGGAGGUAGAGGGGGUCAGGGAAGUGGAGGGCGGAAGGGGAGCGGAGGGGAUGGCGGGGGGGUUGGCGGUGGGGAGGGCGGACGUGGAGGAGGCGAUGGGGGCGGUGAAGCGGCGCGUGGCGACGGUGAUCGGCACUCCCAAGGUGCCCAACGUGCGGUGGGAUGACAUUGGUGGCCUGGAGGACGUCAAGGCCGCCAUCCUCGACACCAUCCAGGUGAUUCCCCAGGCUCAGCUGCCGCUGCGGCACCGGCAUCUGUUUGCGUCUGGGCUGCGGCAGCGCUCCGGUGUGCUGCUGUACGGCCCGCCGGGCACAGGCAAGACGCUGCUGGCGAAGGCGGUGGCAACGGAGUGCUCGUUGAACUUCCUGAGCGUCAAGGGCCCGGAGCUGAUCAACAUGUACGUGGGCGAGUCGGAGCGCAACGUGCGCGCCAUCUUCGCCAAGGCGCGCGCCGCCCGCCCCUGCGUCGUCUUCUUUGAUGAGCUCGAUGCCCUUGCGCCCGCCAGAGGGGCUGCUGGGGACUCAGGGGGUGUCAUGGACCGCGUUGUCUCCCAGCUGCUGGCUGAGGUGGAUGGCAUAGGGUCCACGUCAGCAUCGGAUCUAUUCCUGGUGGGCGCCAGCAACCGCCCCGACCUCAUCGACCCCGCGCUGCUGCGCCCGGGCCGCUUCGACAAGCUGCUCUAUGUGGGCGCUGGCUCCACCGCUCUGCACCGCUGCAGGGUGCUGCAGGCGCUGACACGGCGCUUCCAGCUGGCAGGGGGGGUGUCGCUGCAGAGCAUCGCCGACCGCUGCCCCGCCACGCUCACGGGUGCCGACCUCUACGCCCUCGCUGCCGACGCGUGGCUCUGCGCUGCCAAGCGCACCGUGGGGCACGCCAACACACCAGGCCGCUCUGCUGCACGCUCCAAGGGGCACGGCGUGGAAGGUGGAAAGGAGGGUGAAGGGGACGAUGCGGUGGUGGUGGAGCAAGCAGACUUCCUCAAGCUGACCCCCUCAUUAUCGGCGUCAGAGCUGCAUCGCUACGAGGCUUUACGAGAGCAGUUCCAGCCAGCAGGGCGAAGCCUGCGCGCGCUGCUGGACGUGCGCGCGGCGCUGAAGGAGGCGAACCCGGCGGCGCUGGAGUCGUGGUCGGAGAGCACGGACCCGUGCGGGGGGUCGUGGGAGGGCUCCUUCCACUGCGACGACAACGGCCACGUCACCUUCCUGUCGCUAGCGCAGAAGCAGCUGCACGGGCCCAUCCCCGGCGUGCAGCUCGCCGCGCUCACGGCUCUCAACUACAUCGACCUGGCGUCGAACUCGUUCACGGGCCCCAUUCCCGAGCAGCUGCUGCGACUCACCUCGCUGCAAAUCCUGUCACUAUCGUUCAACCAGCUAUCGGGCACGCUGCCAGCGGGCUUCAGCCAGCUCCAGGCGCUCAAGCAGCUGCAAGUGGCAGGCAACCAGCUAUCGGGCGAGCUGCCAGCGUCACUCUCCUCGCUCUCCAACCUCACCCUCCUCAACCUGUGCAAGAACCAGUUCACAGGGCCCAUCCCAGGCGACUGGAGCAGGAUGACUCAAAUGGCCACCCUGCGCCUGUCGUCCAACCAGCUGUCAGGGGAGGUGCCCUCGUGGCUCGGCUCCUGGCCCAAGAUCGUUGUGCUGGAGCUGUUUGGCAACAAGCUGGGCGGCUACAUCCCGCAGGACCUCGCCCAGGCCACCACGCUCGCCUCUCUAGCGCUGGACGUGAACGAGCUGCGGGGGUCGCUGCCAGACUCCUUCAGCCGCCUCACCAACCUCAGAGAGCUGUACGUGUCGAGCAACAAGCUGGACGGCAGCAUCCCGGCAUCCUACAGCACUCUCACCCAGCUGCGAUUCAUUGAUGUGAGCUACAACGCUGGGCUGGGCGGCCCCAUCCCCGCCUUCUUUGGUGACUUUGACAACCUGGCGUCCAUUGCGAUGCAGUUCUGCUCCUUCUCAGGCCCGCUACCCCCGUCGCUAGGCAACCUGGUGCACGUGCAGGAGGUGCUACUAGACAACAACCAGCUGAGCGGGCCCAUCCCGGACGAGUGGGGCACGGGGCUGGAGCGAGUGGAGGUGCUGCACCUGAACGACAACCAGCUGAGCGGCACCAUACCGGGCACGUUCUGCCACCUGGAGUACGCCAAGGACGUCAACCUCGCUCUCAACCGCCUGCAGGGGGCCAUCCCCAUCUGCCUCACCUCGCUGCGCCGCAUCUCCUCCCUAGUGCUCUCCUUCAAUCGACUCACGGGCCCCGUGCCGCCUGUGCCAGCUGGCGUGCAGGUCUUCUUCAAGGUGAACGGCAACUGUCUAGACGGAGUGGAGGACCAGCAGUCGCCCUGCCCCGCCCCCGAUGAGCUUCCCCCUCCUGCCCCCACCCCACCCGAGCAGCCACAGCAGGAGGAGGCAGCACCAUCGAGCUCAUCCACAUGGUCAUGGAUGAGGGGAUUCCUCAUAGCGCUACUAUCAGCCACCUUCGUGCUGCUGCUCAUCUUCGCCUUUGUGCUCCUUGCCAACCGCUCCGACUCCCACAACGCCUCCCGCUCCGACAACUUGGCGGUGCAGGAGUACAGUCUGGGCAAGAUCAAGAAGGCCACACGCAGCUUCACCACGGUGUACGGGCGGGGCAGCUUCGGCACCGUGUACCUGGCGGAGGACUUCCUCAGAGACCAGAUCGAGACGCGCGCCAUCAUCAAACGCGCCCACGACCCCGAGAAGCUGGGAGAGUACGUGUUCAAGGCGAAGGCGGACUUCCUGGCGAGGGUGAGGCACCGCAGCCUGGUGGCGCUGCUGGGGUUCUGUGUGGGCAAGGGCGAGCGCAUCCUCGUCUACGAGUACCUCCCCAACGGCUCCCUCUACGACCGCCUCCACCGGCCGGACCUGGAGCCGAUCCCGUGGGACACGCGGGUGCGCAUCGCGGCCAACGUGGCGUCGGCGCUGAGCUACCUGCACCACUGCUGCCACCCGCCCCUCGUGCACCGCGCCGUCACCUCCUCCAACAUCCUCCUCACCUUCGACAUGUCCGGCAAGCUAUCUGACUUUGGUCUGGCCCGAGGCGGCUCCCCCGCCGUGUUUGACGACGGCUCCAAGCGCCGCCGCCCCACCAAGCCCGCGCGCACACGCAGCGGGGGGGUGGCGGAGGGCGAGGGGAGUGAAGGCGGGGAGGGGGGGGAGGAGGGGCAGAGCGCCCUGCAGGGGGGCGAGUUGGAGAAGGUGGAUGUGUAUGGGUUCGGAGUGGUGCUGCUGGAGCUGAUCACGGGGCAGAAGGCCAUGAAGGAGGUCCACAUCACCAGCCUCGCGGCACCGUUCCUGGAGGACGCGCAGAUGAUGCCACUGAUGGUGGACGCGGCACUGGGGGGCUUCUUCGACCAGGCGGAGCUCAUCGCACUCGGCACCAUCGCCCGCGAUUGCGUGAAGGAGGACCCGUCGGCGCGCCCCUCCAUGCGCGACGUGGUGCGCACCAUGCAGGCGCAGCUCGACCUCGAGGCCGACCUCUUUGCCGCACCCGCUGGUGUGGCUAGCACGGAUGACCUGGACCGGGGAGACGGGGGCGAUGGGGUGGCCAACUCGAGUGGAUACGCACCGGUGGGCGGCAAGAGUGCGCUGGCCUCUGCAUGGGUGUCGUUGGAAAAUGUUGCUUCCUCUGUCCGCACGGCCCUGACCAGCCCCCGGUUGGCGCCGCCACAUCCCGCCGGCGAGAGCACAGCUGAUCCCACGGAUGUGGAGAUGUCCUCGCUGUUGCUCAUUGCGCCUCGUGCUGCACGCCGGUAG